AUGGUUCCCGUGAAGGUGAAAGCCAAGGGUCAAACAGUUUAUCACUACACUCAUGCUUUGCUCGAUUCAGGAAGUACCAAGACCUGUUGCUCCGAGGCUUUGAUUGAGAAACUUGGGGUGAAAGGCCAGCAGGCGAAUCUUUCUCUAACUACCGUAAACAGUAGAGAAAAUGUCGAUGUGGAAGUGGUGGCUUUAGAAGUAGUUGCGGCUAAAAGUGGGAUGGGGAAAACCAGUGUUAUCCAACUGCCAAAGGUGUACGCCCUGCCCAAUUUACCUACCUUGAAGAGUUGUAUAGCCUCAGCAAGUGACGCCAUUAAGUGGCCUCAUCUCAGAGAUCUUCGCCUUCCUCGAGUUGACAAGUCAGGCGUUUCUAUUUUAAUAGGCCAGGAUGUUCCUGAAGCUCUUUGGCCUCUGGAACUGCGAGAGGGGGAAGAAGGACAGCCUUACGUCAUCAGGUCUCGCCUGGGGUGGUCCCUUAGUGGUCCCUUGGUUUCUGAACACUUGAUUGAAGAGUCUGCCCUUUGUAAUCUUACUCGUGCUGACGAGAAUCUGGAUACGCAAGUAGAGCAAUUUUGGAAGAUUGAAACAAAUGAAGCCUUAGCAAACAGUCUUCCACAGUUUUCAGUCAAUAUAUGGGAACAGUCGGUGGAGAGGCUUCAGUCGUUGGCGCAUCGGUUCCAGAAAGACCCCGAGUUACACGCUAGGUACAAGGGUAGAAUUCAGGAGCUUCUUGAUAAGGGUUAUGCAGAGAAAGUGCUUGACGAGGAACUAGGUGCGACACCUGUGCGGACUUGGUAUCUUCCCCACCACAAUGUUGUCGAUGAAAACAAACCUGAGAAAUUGCGAAUUCCAUUUGACUGUGCAGCGACCUUUGGUGGCACGUCGCUGAACAAAGAAGUUUCGCAAGGCCCUGAAGUUACAAACAACCUCGUAGGGGUCUUACUACGCUUUAGGGAAGGGCAAGUAGCUGUAAUGGGAGCUAUCGAAGGAAUGUUUCAUCAGUCUGUUGGUACUACUGAGGAGGCCAUUAACAUUGUACACACCUUAUGCAAGUUGCUUGCGCUUGUGGGCUUUCGACUGACAAAGUGGGUCAGUAAUGACCGAAGGGUACUGGAGGCUAUCCCUGAAGAAGAGAGAGCGAAGGGAAUCAAGAACCUGGAUCUCGACCGCGGUUCUCUGCCUGUUGAGAGGGCUUUAGGCAUUCACUGGAACAUUGACACUGAUCAAUUUGGCAUUUAG
Stylophora pistillata is the source of this 1239-nucleotide messenger RNA. RefSeq lists its product as uncharacterized. The record is from RefSeq and is a predicted model, not a curated record. NCBI's taxonomy places the organism in Eukaryota, Metazoa, Cnidaria, Anthozoa, Scleractinia, Pocilloporidae.